Trichechus manatus latirostris (Florida manatee) is the source of this 1715-nucleotide messenger RNA. RefSeq names its product acyl-CoA oxidase like (gene ACOXL). Gene Ontology annotation, molecular function: FAD binding; fatty acid binding; acyl-CoA oxidase activity. The record is from RefSeq and is a predicted model, not a curated record. NCBI's taxonomy places the organism in Eukaryota, Metazoa, Chordata, Mammalia, Sirenia, Trichechidae. Gene Ontology annotation, biological process: lipid homeostasis; fatty acid beta-oxidation using acyl-CoA oxidase. Gene Ontology annotation, cellular component: peroxisome.
AUGUACAAGCGGUUUAUGGGGGGCACCUGUGAAGGGUAUGACUUAAGUCUGGAUGAAAUGAGAGCUUUGACGUUUCAGAGAGUGAAGUUUACCAUGGGUUUGCCUCUGUUAAAACGUGCGAUUCAGGGGCAGGCAGAGAAAACGAAGAAUUUUGUCAGUUGGAGCCUUGUCAUAGGAGAAGUCCUCUCCAUAGCUGACAUGGCCACUGGAGUGAAGUGUGAAAUAAUUGAUUGGCUGUUCGGUGGUGCGGUCAGGAGUCUUGGAAACCCAGAUGAUGUUGCUAAGUGGCUUCAGCCACUCCAGGAGCAGAAGUACACCGGGAUGUUUGCAGUGACCGAGAGGGGCCGUGGGAGCAAGGUGAGAGGGAUCCAGACUGAAGCCACCUUUGACCUCUCUGCACAGGAUAUAGCCCAUUGCUCUGCUGUUCUGUGCAGGAGUUUGUGUGAAAACGCGGAGAAGAUGUGUAUCGGCAAUGCCAUGCGUGGGGACUGUGCUGUGGUCUUCGCCCAGCGCAUCAUAAACGGAAGGUCUCAAGGGCUCCACUGUUUCAUCGUACCUGUCCGAGAUGAAAAUGGAAGCUUGUACCCAGGGGUGACAGUGAUUGACAUGAUGUACAAAGAAGGUCUGCAUGGUGUGGACAAUGGGAUCUUAGUAUUUGACAAGGUCCAGGUGCCAAGGGAGAACCUGCUGGAUAGGUUUGGUUCUGUGGCUCCAGAUGGACGGUACCACUCACCUAGGGAAGAGAGUGAAAGACUGAAUGCAGUGCUGGCCGUGCUGACCCCUUCCUGAUCAGCUGUGACGCUGCAAGUCAUGGGCGCCAUGACGCUUGGGUUGAUGAUAGCCAUUCGUUACAGCCACAGCCCGUGGCAGUUUGGGCCGAAAGCCAAGGAAGAAGUCAGGAUCAUUGAGCACCAACAGACCGUUGGACUGAUGCCUCACCUGGCCACGGCCUUGGCCCUGACCUUCGUUAGCAGGUGUGCUGGGGUCCUCCUGGAUGAGGACAUCUUCUACGGGAAGGAGCUCGUCAGCAGCCGCCCACUGCAGGCUCUGGUGGCAGGCCUGAAGGCCUGCAGUACCUGGGAGAAUGUCAGCUGCUUGCAGGACUGUCCAGAGUGCACUGGAGGCAUGGGUUACAUGAUGGAAAAUCGAAUCUCAGGCUUAAAGUGUGACACAGAUGUGCUUGUAACUUUUGAAGGUGACAAAGUUGUUAUGCUUCAGGUUGUGGUGCGGGAACUGCUGGCUCAAUAUUCCAGACAGUCUGAAGAAAGACUGCUUUUUGGCCUGCUUCAAAACUGGACUGAGUCCAUGGGGGACAAGCUGAGAACCAGUUUUCUGGCAUCCGACGUGGACUCAGUCGGUAAACUCGCCUUCCUGUUGAAAGCAGUUAAUUUUCGCGAAAGGGUUCUUCAGCGGGGCUUGGUGGCCAGGAUUUAUGACAAGGUAAAAAUACAUUGUGUUACAUAUAUGUGUUUAAGGCAUAUUCUCAUAUUUUUGUUAGUAUCCAUUAAAUGUAGUAGAAGAGAUUCAGGUUAGUUACAACCUUCUGGAAAUGGCUGGGGUCCCAGAGGCCAUUUUGCAUGAUGACAGCACUGCCUGCUUUGGAGGCCCAGAUGCUACUGUCAGCCUUCUUUACGUCGUCCUUUAGAAUUCCACCACAAGCAUCAUGUGGAGGCCCGGAUGCUCCUGUCAGCCUGCUUUAUAUCUUCCUUUAGAAU